AAAUGUAAACAACACUAUUUUAUAUGUGUUAUUGUUGUUAUUGUUGUUGUUGUUGUUCUUUUGUUAAGGUAGAGCAAAUUCUUCUGAAGGGGUUGAGGAUAUGCACAGAAAAAAAAAGAACCGAUCAGGAGAGGAUGGGUUGUAUUUGGGGGGCACUGUGCUGAAGGAGGAGUGCGUGUGUGAAAUGACUAGGAGGGGGAGUGAUGGCUUUACUGCUAUAUUUUCCAGGCACGACAAGAGAGCAGAUGGUGUCAGAAAUGAGUCGGUGUAACCGCGACAAUUAAACCAAGCACCUACAUGUGAUCACCCUUCUCGAAACCAAGGGGACGAUAAUACGGUCUAAUGGCAAGGGGGGUUGGUUUUUCAAGCGAAUAAUGGUAGUGGUGGUAAUAGUAGUCGUACAGCCAAAGAAGAGAGUGCAUGCUGACCAGUUCACGAUUUUCGAGAGCCUCUUUUGGACAAGUUGCAGACCACGUCUUUCUUUUUUUAUAAGUUGUUUUGCUUGUUGUUGUUGUUUUUUUUUCCAAACUACUCAGGAACAAAAGCGACCUUUUUUUUUCUUUUCUUUCCGUCCCUCAACUAACACACACACACGCACCCCUUCUUUUUCUUGUUGUUCUCUUUCUUGUCUUUUUGCCACAUUGUCCUUUUUGUUUCCCUUCCUUUAAACAAAAAGGCAUCUGUGCACACACCUUUUUCCCAACUGUCCAGCUUGAUCGAAUUACACACCACAGCAGCCAUGACCGCUACCGAAGAGGAGCCCCCGGGCACAGAGCCAGCAGUAGCAGCAGCAGCAGCAGCAGCAGC
Zychaea mexicana is the source of this 807-nucleotide messenger RNA. RefSeq lists its product as uncharacterized. The transcript has 2 exons. The record is from RefSeq and is a predicted model, not a curated record. Lineage: Eukaryota; Fungi; Mucoromycota; Mucoromycetes; Mucorales; Lichtheimiaceae. The coding region runs from base 375 to 668 and encodes 97 amino acids.